Glossina fuscipes is the source of this 1947-nucleotide messenger RNA. It is a transcript of the gene Myd88, whose product is annotated as myeloid differentiation primary response protein MyD88. Gene Ontology annotation, biological process: positive regulation of canonical NF-kappaB signal transduction; Toll signaling pathway; innate immune response. The record is from RefSeq and is a predicted model, not a curated record. Gene Ontology annotation, molecular function: Toll-like receptor binding; TIR domain binding. Bases 487 to 1842 code for a protein of 451 amino acids. The transcript has 2 exons. NCBI's taxonomy places the organism in Eukaryota, Metazoa, Arthropoda, Insecta, Diptera, Glossinidae. Gene Ontology annotation, cellular component: plasma membrane.
UUAGUUGUUUACAGUUAGAUCAAUUUCCUUAUUUUGCUUAUUAAAUAAUAUGGUAACUUGACUACUCAUUGUGUUUAUUACUUGGGAUUUAUUUAUCCGAAAAACAUAAUUAAUCCUCAUUUCGUCAGAAACAUAUACUAUCAAUUGUUCGUUGGGUCACGAAGUGGAAUUUGUAAUAUCUGUGGUUUAUAUGUCGAUUUUCGUUUAAUUGGUGGUCAAAGUGGUCAUCAAAUGAAAAACAUUUAGUUUUCAAAAUUAUAGUAAAAGUUGCAGCAUUGAUUUAAAAUUCAAUCAAGCCACUUUACAUUGCCAGGAAAUUUUUUGUUAAUGCCUACAUGUACAAAAUCAACAAGUGACAGGGGAGAAACAUAGUAUCGAGAAAAAGCAUUGACAGUACAUUAACCUAGAGAAAUCUGUGGGAUAGAAUAGUUAUACAGUCGAAGCUAAGAAUUGACGUUUGGCUCCAGUCACUUUCACAUUAAUGAAAUGGUAAGAAGUCAUCGCGAUAACAUGGACGUUAACUGUAGCAGUGGACCUACUAACGGUUUAAAAUCAGUGGUAGAAAGUGAAAUGAGAGCUUUUCAAGAUAUACCACUUACUGCUCUCAGCAAGAAUACAAAGCAGAGAAUUUCAAAUUCAUUAAACAUGAAAAAAAUAAUUCGGUCUGAAGCAGGAUAUAAGCGCGAUUGGAGGGGAUUGGCUGUGUUAGCCUUGCAAAAGAAUUACUGUGAAGAAAAUAUUUUAAGCUCAAGUGACCCCACAGCAAGGGUGCUGCAAUUAUGGUGUAGUAAUAAUCCGAAAACAGCUACAUUCGCUUAUUUAGGGAACUAUCUUGGCAAAAUUGAUCGCUGGGAUAUUUAUUUUGACAUAUAUGAAAAUUUAGUUGAGGAUAGUCAGACCUAUCAACAACAAAGAUCUGAAGUUCUAAGUGAGGACAACUCGGAUGGAACGAAAAAAAAUACAUCUGUCGAUCUUAAUAACCAAUUAGAUUUUUUUUCAAAUUCAAAAAUUUUAACUAAAGAUGACGUGGUUCGCGCACAAAAUAAUUUGCCACCGCAAACUUAUGAUGCUUUCGUUCUGUUUGCUGAAAAGGAUAUAAAUUAUGCUAUAGAAAUGAUCGAUAAGUUGGAAAAUAAUUCUGAGUACCAUCUAAAGCUUUGUAUCAAACAUCGCGAUUUGUUGACGGGGCUUUCGUUUGAACAUGUAGCAUUAAUGGAGUUAAUCCAAGAUCGAUGCAAACAUUUAAUUGUGGUUUUGACAAGAGAAUUUCUUAAGAGUCCCGAAAAUACAUUUUUAGUUAAUUAUACGCAAGCACUUCAGAUACAAAAUAAAAGCAGGAAAAUAAUACCAUUAAUAUAUGAAGACGGUGUCGUUACACCACUUUUGAAGGUUUAUACCCACAUGCGUUAUGGUGUCACGAACAGUUUGUUCGACUUCUGGUCUUCGCUGGCAACCUCCAUUAGCAAUGUUGACUUGUCGUCGCGUGGAAUUUCUUCUAUUACGGCAAACAUUCCUAAAAAACAAUCUGAAACCACAGAAACUCAUUCCUCGCCUACAGUUGCUGCUGUUAAGACACAUAUGCAAAAUGUUAAGGCUGAAGGGAACGAAAAUAUAUCGAAAGGGAAAAAUAUAAAUAGCAAUAUUCUUAUGGAUAAUGCAAGUGAAAACAAUGAUUCCAUUGGGGAAUGGCCCAUCAGCCGCAAAAUCGAGAAUGCAUCCAAUAUGUUAGACUUUCCAGCCAGGUCUAGUACUAGCGGUAAAAAACGGAGAAAAAAGUGGGCGAAUAAUCUCUUUGAAAAAGUUUUUAGUCACAGUACUGCCAAACUAAAGGAAACAGCGUAAUUUAUUCGUUGAAUAUUUUGGCAACUAUGUUACUUUAUGUAUACACGAUAUCUAUAAUAUAUAUGAUUUACUUCGCUUCAAAAUAUAAUGCAAUAUUUUAUUAUU